CACAAAGUAUUAAAGUCAUAUUUUAUGAUUGGCUAUGUAAUAAAUAGUUAAAUUUUCCUAUGUUCAUUUUAAGUUUAUUGAAAAAUUGUUGUUGUCUUCUAGUAUGAUUUUUUUUUUACCCAGUUUCAAAUCAAAAUAUUUUUUGCUCAUACAACGAACGAUAAUAAUUACAACUUAUUAUUUAUCAGUUUAAAUUUGAUUACGUGAAUUCGUACAUCAUGUAACUCUUAAUGUUUGAUUUGGCGAAUUUAUUAAAUUUAUUAAUCAAAUUUAAAAUAGGAAGUAUUUAGUAUGAUUUUCAAUGUAUAUAAAGUUAUUGACGUUUUUAUACAAUUAUGAAAGUGUAUUUUUUAUGAUGUUCAUAACUACAAUCAUUCAAAUUUUGGCCAGCCUACUGGGUACUAUUAAUGGAGCGAAUAUCUUAGGAGUAUUUCCUGUAACAAGUUAUAGUCACUGGACUGUGUAUGAAAGUGUAAUGAUAGCAUUAGCUGACCGUGGUCACAAUGUAACCGUCAUCACAUCAUUUCCACAAAAGUCACUGGUGAAAAAUUUAGUAGAAAUUGACGUUUCCGAGUCAUUUCCUUCUUCAUCAAAUAAAUUAAGUAUUGAUAAAGCAACUAACGUUGUAUCCAAUGCAUUUACCAAUCAAAAAUUAGUAGCUGCUCUAUCAUUGAGAUUGUGCAAAAAAGGAAUACAACUUCCUCAAGUGCAGUAUUUACUUAAGAGUAACAUUCAAUUUGAUGUGGUCUUUACAGAAAUAUUUGGUGCAGAUUGUGAUGUUGGAUUUGCUUAUCAUUUUAAAGCACCUUUAGUGUCUAUUAUAUCUAGUACAUAUUUGCCUUGGUGCUAUGAUCGUGUUGGUAAUCCAGAUAAUCCAUCUUAUAUUUCAACUGUGCUGACUAAAGCAACAAACAACAUGAAUUUUUUCCAACGAGUUACUAAUACUCUUAAUUAUAUCAUUCACUUAAAAAUACUUUGGAAAAUUUUAAGUGAUUGGCCCACUGAACAUUUUCUUAAAGAAACAUAUGGAUCAAAUACUCCACAUAUUAAUGACAUAGUGUAUAAUACUUCAAUGGUCUUUGUGAACAGUCAUUUUACACUUGACGGAUCCCGUCCAUUAGUACCUAAUAUGGUAGAAAUAGGUGGAAUUCAUGUUAAAACGCCUAGAUUAUUACCCCAGAAUAUUUUAAAAUUUAUUGAAGAGUCACCUAAUGGAGUUCUUUUUUUUACACUUGGAUCUAUGGUCCGGAGUUCGUCUAUACCAACUAAUGUGCUUCAAAUUUUUAUGGAUGUAUUUGCGUCACUGCCAAUUAGAGUUCUAUGGAAAUAUGAAAGUGAUAUGCUAGAAAAACCGGAUAAUGUUUUUCUAAGCAAAUGGAUGCCCCAGAGAGACAUUCUUGAUCAUCCAAAAGUCCAAAUUUUUAUGACACAUGGAGGCAAUUUAGGCAUAAUUGAAGCUGUUCACGUCGGUAAACCUGUUAUAGGGAUUCCAUUUUUUCUAGAUCAACCUAGAAAUAUCAUAAAAUUAGUAGAACAAGGUGCUGGAAUAAUGUUAGAUUACAAAUCACUUACAAAAGAAACUCUUUAUCAUGCUAUUAAUUCGAUGAUACAGAAUUCUAGUUACAAUAUAAAUGCCAAAAUUCUAUCUAAGAGAUUUCAUGAUCGACCUAUGUCAGCUUCAAAAACUGCUGUCUAUUGGACAGAAUAUAUUAUAAAAAAUAAGGGAGCAUUGGAAUUACGUAACGCAGCCAUAAAAAUACCAUGGUGGAAACUACACUCUAUUGAUAUGGUUUUAUUUGUUGCAGUGAUACUUUUAUGUACACUUUACAUAAUUUUUAUUUUAUUUAAAAUUAUAUUAAAAUUUCUAUUAUAUUUAACUGUACCAAAGACGAUAAGUAUAUUAACUUUUUGUCUUGUUUAUUAUUCAAUUUGCAUAAAUGGGGCGAAUAUCUUAGGAGUAUUUCCUCUCAACGGUUACAGUCAUUGGACUGUAUCUGAAAGUAUAAUGAAAGCGUUGGCAGCCCGAGGACAUAAUGUAACUGUAAUUUCACCAUUUCCACAAAAAUCAUCUGUUUUUAACUACACAGACAUUGACAUAUCGGACGCUUUUUUCUCAAUGGUAAACAAAAUGAAUACUGAUAUGGUCCUUACGGGAAAGUUAUCAAACUUACAUAGCCUUCAACAAUAUAUAUCUAACCAUCAAUUGAAUCUUUGUCGUAAAGGAAUAAAACUUCCUCAAGUACAAGCAUUACUAAACAGUGGCAUUAAAUUUGACGCGGUUUUUACAGCAAUUUUUGCAUCGGAUUGUGAUGUAGCGUACGCAUAUCAUUUUAAAGCUCCACUUUUGUCUGUUAUGUCUACAGCACAUUUACCUUACACAUACGAUCGUGUCGGUGGUCCAGAUAAUCCAUCAUAUGUGCCUACAACUACAACAAAAGCAGUUGGCAAAAUGAAUUUUAAACAACGUUUAAUAAAUACUCUUUACAAUAUUUAUUUUAAAUAUACGUGGAAGAUCAAUAGUGAAUGGCCCGCUGACAUGUUUUUAAAGGAAACAUUUGGGCCCAAUACUCCUUACAUAAAUGAUAUUGUAUACAAUACAUCUUUAGUAUUUGUAAAUGGCCAGUUCUCAUUGGAUGGACCUCGUCCACUUGCAAACAAUAUGGUGGAAAUUGGAGGAAUCCAAAUCCAGAAUAGGAAACCAAUACCAAAGGAUAUAUUAAAGUUUAUUGAAGAUUCUCCAAAUGGUGUAAUGAUAUUUUCAAUGGGAUCAUUUAUGCGUGUAUCAUCAUUACCUAAACAUAUUCUUCAAAUCUAUAAAGAUGUUUUUUCAAAACUGUCUGUUAGAGUUUUAUGGAAAUAUGAAGAAGAAAUGCCAGACAAACCUGACAAUGUGUUCAUUAGUAGCUGGUUGCCUCAAAGAGAUAUUUUAAGUCAUCCAAAAGUUAGACUUUUUAUGACACAUGGAGGUAAUUUGGGUAUACUUGAAGCUGUAUAUUCAGGCGUGCCAGUUAUCGGAAUUCCAUAUUUUUUCGAUCAGCCUAGAAAUAUAUUAAAGGUUGUUGAGCAAUGUGCUGGAAUUUUACUAGAAUACGAAUCGUUAACUAGAAAGACCCUAAGUGAUGCUAUAAAUAAAAUUUUAAUAAACAAAAACUAUUCUGUUAAUGCAAAGAAGUUAUCUGAAAAAUUUAAAGAUCGACCACUAAAUGCUACUGAGGCUGUAAUUUACUGGACAGAUUAUGUAAUACGACAUAAAGGUGCUCCCAACUUAAGAAAUACAGCUGUUAAUAUUUCAUUGUGGCAAUAUUUUCUUGUUGUUGAUAUAGGCUUUUUUAUAAUAGCUAUAUUUUUAAUACUUUUAAUAAUGUAUUUUAUGGCUAAAUUUUCAUACGAAAUAUUAAAAAAAAAAAAGUUCUUAAAUUAAAUACUAUAUAAAAUAAUUUUUUUUUAAAUUUUUAUAAUUAUAUUUAAUUAGAUCAUGCUGCAAUAAUAUAAUCAGUGUAUACAUUUUUA
Molecule: messenger RNA, 3510 nt
Organism: Daktulosphaira vitifoliae (grape phylloxera)
Lineage: Eukaryota; Metazoa; Arthropoda; Insecta; Hemiptera; Phylloxeridae
Exons: 11
Coding region: 302-3421 (1039 amino acids)
Molecular function (GO): UDP-glycosyltransferase activity
Source: RefSeq, a predicted model, not a curated record